AUGGCAAAGGAGUCCCUGUGGCAGCUGAACUGUCGGGAGAAACUUCCUGAGCUCCUUGAGAACAAACUUCGGGUUCAGAAUCUGAGCGGCGACGAGGCAUAUGAAGCAUCCAUGCGCAAACAUUUUCGGCUCAUGCUGGAGCAGAUAAUCGGGGUGGACUUUAGAGCCCUCGCACAAGUUAUCCACUGGCGGUAUUAUACACAUACCAGUUGCCCCUCCGUGCAAGAUGAGUCCUGCCCUUUCUGCUCUUCUAAGGUCUGGGACACCACUGCAGCUUGCAGCUUGAUCGUGAACAGUGGAUCCAAGACCAAAAGCACCAUGCACCCCCCUCUGCAAGCCCCCGUCGCCGUUCGAUAUACCUGCGCUAAGGGACACUUUUACUCAGCUGAAAGCGUGUGUUACAUCGAUAGAGGGAGAGAAGUUGCAUCAGGACCAGUGGUGGCAGAGGGGGGAAGGGCCGUUGACGAGGGGAGGGAGGAGGGGACACUGGAAAGCAUGGAGGAUGGGGAACACGACGAGGGAGCUGCCAUCAGUGACCCUGCCAACCAUCCUGCAACUGCAACGUCAGCCACGGGGGCGCCUUCAGCUGCAGGCAGUCAUGCGCCCGCUGCUGCUCCUCUUGCCGACCCUCUUGCUGCUCCUCCUGCUGCCAUUCGUGCCACGGCUGCCACAGCCAUUGCGGAUCUUCAUGCGGUGUCCGACCAUUUCACUGAAAACGUUAGAAGGGAUAAGUUGGGCAGAGGGAAGAUUGGCACUACUGGUACCACUGCUGCUCGCACUGCUGGCAGCACCACUGGCGCCCGCACUAACAGAACCACUGCAACCCGCACCACCGAAACCACUGCUGCCCGCACCACCGAAACCACUGCUGCCCGCACCACCGCCACCACUGUCACGGUGCCACUGGCAUCACCGGCGCCACUGCCGCCCACAUCACCCUCACCAUUGACCCCAGCACUACCACCACGUUUCCCGCUGUUGAUUCUCUCGCCAAUGCGCGUACCACUGGAGGUAAGCAUCGGGCAUGUGUGUGUUCACGCUUGCAGUCACGAGAGCACAUGGGAGGCUGGGCUGGUCAUGGUGGUGGUGCAUGUGGAAGACAAGGCACCACAGGACAAUGCUGAAAAGCAUGAGUUGGGGGAACAAGGGCGUUCAAGGCUGGAUGGGCGGUUUUCCUGA
This is a messenger RNA of Closterium sp. Yama58-4, 1179 nucleotides long. The record is from the annotation of a GenBank genome assembly. Lineage: Eukaryota; Viridiplantae; Streptophyta; Zygnematophyceae; Desmidiales; Closteriaceae.